Messenger RNA from Suncus etruscus (white-toothed pygmy shrew), 2674 nucleotides. RefSeq names its product collagen type VIII alpha 2 chain (gene COL8A2). Lineage: Eukaryota; Metazoa; Chordata; Mammalia; Eulipotyphla; Soricidae. The record is from RefSeq and is a predicted model, not a curated record. The transcript has 3 exons. Gene Ontology annotation, molecular function: protein binding. Bases 30 to 2129 code for a protein of 699 amino acids.
CUCUGACCUGAAAGACACCCUUGGACACCAUGCGGGGGGCUCUGGUGCCCUUGCCACCUCUGCUACUGCUGUUGCUAGGGUGCAGGCCUCGGACAGCCACUGGAGGAGGUGCCGGUGGGGCAGCGGGCUACGCUCCUGUGAAGUACAUACAGCCCAUGCUCAAGGGGCCUGUGGGCCCCCCCUUCCGCGAGGGCAAGGGCCAGUACCUGGAAAUGCCCCUACCAAUGCUGCCAAUGGACCUGAAAGGAGAACCAGGCCCCCCUGGAAAGCCUGGCCCCCGGGGACCCCCUGGUCCACCUGGCUUCCCAGGAAAACCAGGCACAGGAAAGCCGGGGCUACAUGGGCAGCCGGGCCCCGCCGGGCCCCCUGGCUUCUCCAGGGCAGGCAAGGCUGGUUCCCCAGGGCUUCCAGGCAAGAUUGGCCCACCAGGACAGCCGGGGCUGCGGGGGGAGCCGGGGAGUCGAGGGGACCAGGGCCUCCGAGGACCCCCAGGGCCUCCUGGCCUUCCUGGGCCCUCUGGCAUUGCUGUCCCCGGAAAACCAGGCCCUCAGGGAGUACCAGGGCCCCCUGGAUUUGGAGGGGAGCCGGGGCCCCAGGGGGAACCUGGGCCCCCAGGGGAUCGAGGCCUUAAGGGGGAUCAGGGGGUGGGCCAGCCAGGGCUGCCUGGGGCCCCAGGGCAGGGGGGUGCCCCUGGUCCACCUGGUCUCCCUGGCCCAGCUGGCUUGGGUAGACCAGGCCUGGAUGGGCUUCCUGGGGCCCCUGGAGACAAGGGUGAGUUUGGGCCCCCUGGGGUGCCCGGGCCCAGGGGGGAGCCAGGAGCUUUGGGCCCCAAAGGGUCCCCUGGAGUAAAUGGACUAGGGGUGCCAGGGGCAGCAGGAGUGCCAGGGCCACAGGGCCCAGUAGGGGCCAAAGGUGAGCCUGGGGCCCGGGGCCUGCCUGGCCUGAUGGGCCCUGCUGGCUACGGGCUGCCUGGGCUGCCCGGCCCGAAGGGAGACAGAGGUCCUGCAGGGGUUCCAGGACUCUUGGGGGACAGGGGGGAGCCAGGAGAGGAUGGGGAGCCCGGGGAGCAGGGUCCACAGGGCCUUGGUGGACCUCCUGGACUUCCAGGCUCAGCAGGGCUUCCUGGGAGACGUGGGGCCCCUGGACCUAAGGGGGAUGCAGGGCCUGGAGGACCCCCAGGAGUGCCUGGCAUUCGAGGUGACCAGGGGUCUAAUGGCCUGUCUGGAAAACCUGGGGUCCCAGGUGAAAGGGGGCUUCCAGGGGCCCAUGGACCCCCUGGACCAGCUGGGCCCAAGGGUGAACCAGGUUUUAUGGGCCGCCCUGGGGGUCCUGGGGUGGCUGGAGCCUUGGGGCAGAAGGGCGACUUGGGGCUCCCUGGGCAGCCAGGCCUCAGGGGUCCCUCAGGUAUCCCAGGACUCCAGGGUCCAGCUGGUCCAAUUGGGCCACAGGGCCUUCCUGGCCUGAAGGGGGAACCAGGCCUGCCAGGGGCCCCUGGAGAGGGGAAAGUGGGCGAACCUGGCAUGACUGGGCCUACAGGGCCUCCUGGGGUCCCUGGUUCUCCAGGACUCACGGGCCCUCCUGGGCCUCCAGGGCCUCCUGGCCCCCCGGGCGCCCCCGGGGCCUUGGAUGAGACUGGCAUCGCAGGCCUGCACCUGCCUGACAGUGGUGUGGAGGGGGCAGUGCUGGGUAAGGGGGCCAAGCCCCAUCCGGGGCUGGGGGAGCUGUCGGCCCAGGCCACACCGGCCUUCACAGCAGUGCUUACCUCUCCCUUCCCCGCCUCGGGCAUGCCGGUGAAGUUCGACCGGACCCUCUACAACGGCCACAGCGGCUACAACCCAGCCACUGGCAUCUUCACCUGCCCGGUGGGCGGCGUCUACUACUUUGCCUACCACGUGCACGUCAAGGGCACCAGUGUGUGGGUGGCGCUGUACAAGAACAACGUGCCAGCCACCUACACCUACGAUGAGUACAAGAAGGGCUACCUGGACCAGGCGUCGGGCGGGGCCGUGUUGCAGCUGCGGCCCAACGACCAGGUCUGGGUGCAGAUGCCCUCGGACCAGGCCAAUGGCCUCUACUCCACUGAGUACAUCCAUUCCUCCUUCUCAGGCUUCUUGCUCUGCCCCACAUAACCCUGGGGGCGCCGCAGCCACCACCACUGCCAUCACCACCUCUGGAGCAGUAGGGAAUUUUCCAGUGACAUCAAACCUCGUUUAAAGAAAACCACCAGACCGAGGCUGGACAGAGGCGCUUUGGUCUUGGUCCAAGGAGACCAAGUUGCUUUCUUCCACCACGUGGCGCAGGGUGGCUGGAGAGGCUGGCUUGCGUCCCUCUCCCCCAGAUGUCCAUGCAAUAUGGGGGAGAGGGAUUGCACCCCAUCCCUGCCCAACCUGGGAGAUCCUGUAUGUCCCUUGGGGGCCCCGGACUUGACUGCAUGGUGAAGAGGCUGCUUUUGUGGCUGAGCUAAAGGGUCUGAGACCCACCUUCCAUCUUCCUGAGCAAAGGUGCCAAGCUACCCUUAGCUCUUGGUUGGGGCUUCUCCAGCAUUCCAGGCUCUCAACAUUGAAGGGGGGUGGGGUCCUGGAAGUCGGUUCCUCCAGAGCAAAAGGAGAGGGGGCUGAGGGAGAUGGGGCCAGGAUUGUGGGGCAAUCCUGUGCCUCCACCCUCCACUACCCUU